Molecule: messenger RNA, 749 nt
Organism: Lotus japonicus
Lineage: Eukaryota; Viridiplantae; Streptophyta; Magnoliopsida; Fabales; Fabaceae
Product: prefoldin subunit 1
Exons: 6
Coding region: 161-550 (129 amino acids)
Biological process (GO): protein folding
Cellular component (GO): cytoplasm; prefoldin complex
Molecular function (GO): protein folding chaperone
Source: RefSeq, a predicted model, not a curated record
UGAGGUGAAACGGUGCGUUUAAGCUGUUAGACAUUUUAUUUUCACCUUCUUUUUCUUCUUCUUCUUCCAGGAUCCAAUCGCGUUUAGGGUUGUGGGACUUGCAGUCUGCACUCUGCACUUCGUUUUCGAAAACGAACAGAAUUUGUUCAUAUUCAUUGUAAUGGCAGACGAAGCCAACAAAGCCGCUUUCAUUGAAAUUCAAGGUCGCAUGAUCGAUACUACUGGGAAACUAAAGCAGGUACAAAACCAGAUGCGUUCCAAAGAAGCAGAAAAGAAGCGUGCUUUUCUGACCUUGGAAGAGCUGAAGCAAGUUCCUGAUGAUACUAAUGUUUACAAAUCCAUUGGGAGAAUGUUCCUAUUGGAGACCAAGGCAACAAUAAUGAAUGAACAGGAGAACAAAUUCAAAGAUAGUGAAGCUUCAAUUACCUCAUUACAGACCUCAAAAGAAUAUUUGGAGAAGCAGCGAGGAGAGGUGGAAAGCAAUUUGAGAGAGUUGUUACAACAAGAUCCUGGUCUAGCUCGUCAAAUUAUGUCUAUGAAUGUGGUGUAAACUUCUCUUCUUGAAAUUAACUGCCGGUGAUGUGUUUGUAGUGACAUUUAAACCAAUAGAAAUAUUCAUGAUAUGUGAAACUGUGGGGAUUUUAUGCUGCUUGCUUCACUCCUCCAUGGAUAGUUGUCUAUCAUCCUCAGUGUUGCAUUUGGAGGGAUUGUUGUACGUUAUCUUAAAUGUUAGCUUAUCAUGUUCAUUA